Bemisia tabaci is the source of this 299-nucleotide messenger RNA. The record is from RefSeq and is a predicted model, not a curated record. Lineage: Eukaryota; Metazoa; Arthropoda; Insecta; Hemiptera; Aleyrodidae.
GCGAGCAGCCUACCCCUUUCAUUACAUUUUAAGCCUUCUCGUGAAACUGUGAAAUCUUCCUGUCAAAAAGCAAGGGAUUUUAUCUAGUCAAGUUUGAGAUAGUAAACGAAUCGAAUCGGGAGGGAAUGGUCUCUUACUUGAUUGCGAUGAUGACCAUAUCCUGGUGCCUCUAUUCUGGAUUGGACGCGAUGCAGCGGCAGCCGUCAUCGGAAAUUGAAAAUCGAGAACUUUACAUUGAAAUACCUUCGCCAAACUUCCAGCGGCCAACCAUGUACACCUGUCAAACUUCCAGACGGCAG